AAUAAUAAUAAAAACGAUACCCAUAAUAAAAAGACGAUACCGAUCAUUUCCGAUAUUACAUGUCAACGCAUUUAUCGGCCGAUAAUAUCGGCCUGCCGAUAUUAUCGGACAUCUCUAGUUCUUGUCUUACAUUGAGAUUGUGAAUGAUAGGCCAAAUGAAAAAAAAAAGUUCAGUUCACCCUUCAAGAUGCGUUCUGUCACGGAUGCGCAUGGUUGUGGUUGGUGUGACCCCAGGAUGCAGAGAGCAAAUCAGAAAGUCAUUUACACUUAUCAAGUACUCAGCAGAGGAAAGUAAAACAGGUCAUACAAAGAGCAACAUUAAGACAACCAACCAGUGUUGAGAGACGUGAAGAAAAACCCUCUUGAUUGGCAAUCAGGAACAGGUGAGCCUCCUAAUUGGCAACCAAGAACAGGUGAGGAGAAUAGUGCUCAAAAGCAAGGGUAAAGUCACUACAGAACAAAUCAAAACAGGAAAAGGAACAAAAGGAACUGGACAAGAAGAAACAAUAAACAAAGAAAAAACAACACUAAAGCCAAUAACUGUCACACACAAUCACAAUGAGAAAGUUUAGGAAAAGUUCUAAUAUAACAACAAAUGACUCUCAUGUGUGGCUAAAUUUGAAAAAAAAAAGUACUAUAAAGCCUCCUCAAAGUGAUGCAGUGCAAUGAAACUGCAAAUAAAUAACAUACAUACCUUGACAGCUGCCUCUUUUGCACUUGUGUCCAUGGAACUGCCUUUCUCCGGCUUUGAGCUGACCUUCAUCGUCGCCGCCUUCGUCAUCUUCACCCUCUUCAGCCUCGCCUCCGUCUGCAUCAAGCCGGACGGCAGCCUGCUAGAGAAGCGCGGCUACAAAGCUGGGAAGUGGAAGCAGAGAGUGAUCAGCAGGCAGGCCGCAGCUGAGGCGUAAAUGAAGGACUAUAAAAAGCGUCCGGUUGUCGUCUCAAAAAAACACUGGAAAUGAAGACACUGUUAAUAAA
This is a messenger RNA of Nerophis lumbriciformis (worm pipefish), 978 nucleotides long. The record is from RefSeq and is a predicted model, not a curated record. NCBI's taxonomy places the organism in Eukaryota, Metazoa, Chordata, Actinopteri, Syngnathiformes, Syngnathidae.